Molecule: messenger RNA, 900 nt
Organism: Dictyostelium discoideum AX4
Lineage: Eukaryota; Evosea; Eumycetozoa; Dictyosteliales; Dictyosteliaceae
Product: arylamine N-acetyltransferase family protein
Exons: 2
Coding region: 1-900 (299 amino acids)
Molecular function (GO): acetyltransferase activity; arylamine N-acetyltransferase activity
Source: RefSeq, a predicted model, not a curated record
AUGGAACCAAAUCCAAUAUUUAGCGAAUUUCAAUUAGAAUUUUUUAAAAGAAUUAAAAUGCAACCAAAAUCAAUAGAAACAUUAAAUGAUGUUUCAGAAGUGAUGAGUGGUUGUGCACAAAUUUUUUCAUUUGAAAAUUUAGAUGUAGUUGCAAAUACAACUGAACCUUUAAAUAGAGAAGUGAUAAUUCAACAACUUGUAAAUAAUAAACAAGGUGGAUUAUGUUAUAAAAUUAAUUCUGUAUUUUAUUAUUUUAUUAAAAGUUUUGGUUUUAAUAUUUAUCAAGUUAGAUGUUGUGUUGAAAAUCAAGAAACACAUGAUUGUUGGCAAAUUAAUGGUGCACAUAUUAUAAAUAUAAUUGAAUAUGAAAAUAAAAAAUAUUUAGCAGACGUUGCAUUUGGAUGUAAUUUAUCAUAUGAACCAAUUCCAUUUUCAGAAGAGAUUAUUGAAUCAUGUACAGGUUUAUAUCGUAUUCGUAAAGUUGAUAAUAUUAUUAGGGAUAUUAAAUAUACAUAUCUUUUAGAAUUUAAAAAACCAGAUUCAUUUUCACCAGAAUCUGCUCGUUUAUGGACCAAUGGUUAUGCAUUUGAUCCAUUGGUAAAAGCAAUUGAUAUUGAUGAAAAUGAUAAAAUUGAUAGUCAUGCAACUCAAAUUCAACAAUUAAUUAUUGAUGAUCCAACAAAAGAAUUUAGUGUUAAACCUUUAGCUACAAAAGUUGUAAACAAUGAAUCAAUAGCAACUUUAACCUCAAAUUCAUUCACUUUAACAAAUUGUAAAACUGGUGAAAAAACAAAAGUUACCUUUGAUAUCAAUAAUGAAAUCAAACAAUUAGAACAAUUUAAUCAACAUUUAAUUUCAAUUUUUAAUUUACCACCUUUAAAAUUUUUACCAAAAAUUUAA